AUGACUCUUCUUUCGUGUGCCGAGGGCCAGACCCUGUCACAGGACGGCCUCCGGUGUGAAAAGGCGAAAUAUCAGGAUUUCUACGACGUUACCCAGAUGAUCACGGGGCUUGUGCUAUAUCCGACCACAUGCGCCCUCGGAAUGGUUGGGAAUUUGCUUUGUCUUAUUGUCUUCAGUCGGCGUAACAUGAGGUCUUCGACUAAUAUUUAUUUGCAGGCACUGGCCGUAGCCGAUAUGAUCAAGCUUUUCACAGACUUUCUCUAUUUCAUAGUCGUCCUUCUGUUAAGGGUAGAACAAAGAGAAGGCAUCAAAUUGCACGGAUAUCUCUACCCUUAUGCUCACUAUCUGUUCAACAUGUCGUUAUGCAUUUCAGCAUGGCUCACUGUCUGCGUCUCUGUGGAACGUUUCAUAUUCAUAUGCCAACCAUCGCGAGUCAAGCGAUUCUGCACGGUGUCUCGGGCUAUUAAGGUGAGUACGAGCACAUUUAUUCUUGGUAUCGCCGUUUCUUUUCCUUACAUGUUGCGCUAUCGGACGAAUUCCGCUGUUGUCAACGGGACAAUUGAAGUAUAUGGGGUAAAUGUGACGGCACUGUGGAGCAAGGACUUGUUCGCCACUGCAUAUACCUGGGCACAUGCAUUACUUAGAUCGGCUAUACCGCUGUUACUCUUAGCCUGUCUGAACAUUUCAAUUUGGAGAGGUUUAAAACGUCCAAGCAGCAUUCAGAAAAAUGCCCGCUUGAAAUACAAGGCCACAUUAACUCUCAUCUAUGUAGUCGUUGUGUUCUUUGUAUGCGUCACUCCCGACGCUAUACUAAGUACAGUGCUCGGCUUUGGCUAUUACGAAGAAAACAAUUUCGCCCGAGGCAUUCGGGAGAUAUCUGACUAUUUGUUGCAAGUGAACUCGGCGGUCAAUUUUGUUAUCUAUUAUUUUUCUUGUACGGCAUUUCGCAACUCUAUCAGCUCCAUGUGCACACGUGGUUAUGCCUACGAGCCGACAAGACAAUCUCCGAUCAUCAAUGAAAACACGUGUAGCCAGUUGGCUUCAUCAACAAGACAUCUAGACCUUUCCUAUAGGACUAGUAACGGCGCGGCAAACCACCAUGGAUUUACAUUUGCAAUUGAUGAACGCCUCUGA
Messenger RNA from Acanthosepion pharaonis, 1134 nucleotides. Lineage: Eukaryota; Metazoa; Mollusca; Cephalopoda; Sepiida; Sepiidae. The record is from the annotation of a GenBank genome assembly.